Lichtheimia ornata is the source of this 444-nucleotide messenger RNA. RefSeq lists its product as uncharacterized. The record is from RefSeq and is a predicted model, not a curated record. Bases 1 to 444 code for a protein of 147 amino acids. The transcript has 3 exons. NCBI's taxonomy places the organism in Eukaryota, Fungi, Mucoromycota, Mucoromycetes, Mucorales, Lichtheimiaceae.
AUGUGGUUUUAUAACUACUCGAUCGCGUUGCUAGUCAUUUUAGUGAGCGUUGUCAGUGCAGCUUCUUCGAAUCUUCCUGUUGUCAACAACGAUCGUACAUAUGCCACUACAACAACACGCACGGUCACAUCACAUAGCACCAUCAUCCCCCCUCCCUUGUCGACAACACACAUUUACAUGACCACGGUAGUCCACGAGGGGAACUAUAAUGAGACGCUUGUGGCAUCCUUUGCUGUAUCAGGUACAGCCUUGCCUGCAACGCUUCCUUCAUACAUGUCCAGUUAUUUCUUAUCAGUAUUCCACAACAUGGAAGAAUCUGUUAGUGCUAUACUGCAUAGUCUUAUGACCGCUUCAAGCCAUUCGGACUCAAUCUCUGGUCAUAUUGCACCACCAGCUACCAGCCUUCCAUCCCCCACAUCGCCACCACCACACUCUGGGGUUUAG